AUGAUGAAAAGCGAAUGCGGAAAACAUUCACUAAACUCCUAAACUCAACCACAGUUUCUUCUCUCUCCUCUCUCUCUCUCUCUCUCUCUCUCUUCUAGUCUCUCUCUAGUUUCUUCUUCCUGCUUCUCUAAAUACCAAAGCGUAGCUUCAAGACCCACACUCUCACUCCCUCCCCUCAACAAACUCAACAAACCAAACAACUUUCAACUCAGAGAGAGAUUUCAUCACUCACCUUUGAUUUGAUUUGUUUUGGAGGGAGGCCGAUCGGACGGUGGAGAUGAGCUGCAACGGCUGCCGAGUGCUCCGGAAGGGAUGCAGCGACACAUGCAUACUGAGGUCGUGCCUGUACUGGAUCGACUCUCCCGAAGCCCAAGGCAACGCCACCCUGUUCCUUGCCAAGUUCUUUGGCCGCAGCGAUCUACUCUCCUUCGUCUCCGCCGUACCGGAAAACCAACGCCCUGCUCUGUUUCAGUCUCUGCUGUUCGAAGCGUGCGGCCGCACGGUGAACCCGGUGAACGGAGCGGUGGGGCUUCUGUCGAGCGGGAACUGGCACGUGUGCCAGUCGGCGGUCGAAACGGUGCUCUGCGGCGGCGCUUUGAGGCCGUUACAGGCUUUCACUACGCCUACCCUCGACGAGUCUUCGGACUCGUUCAGCAGAGGCUCAUGCACGCCGAAAAACCGCUACUGCCCGUCGGCGUCGGCAUACUACGACGCGGAGCGAAUCCAGCCGUUCGAGGCGGCGGGGCUCUCUCUGAAGCCGAAUCUCGUGGCGGCAGAGAGAGGAAGAGGGAGGGGAAUGUGGAUCUGCGUAAGUGCCGCGAUGGAUCAGCGGCGGAGGGAUACGGUGUCGUUUGAUUCGGAGGAGUCAGUGAUGACUACGACAACGACGAGGACCUUUGAAAGCGGUGGCGGCGAUCUGAAGGAUCGCAAGCUUCUGAACCUUUUUGUCUAAGUACUAUUAACCUAUGAGAGAGAAAUCUAUGAGAAAGAGAGAGAGAGAUUUUGUUCAACUAAUAGCAAAUUAGUACUCGUAAUUAGAAGUGAUAAGUGAAUAAUGUAUUCCGAGAGGAAAUACGAUAAUCGGAGCCGAUCAGUUUUGAAUUGAA
This is a messenger RNA of Pyrus x bretschneideri (Chinese white pear), 1106 nucleotides long. RefSeq names its product LOB domain-containing protein 37. The coding region runs from base 278 to 952 and encodes 224 amino acids. The record is from RefSeq and is a predicted model, not a curated record. Gene Ontology annotation, biological process: regulation of gene expression. The transcript is spliced from 2 exons. Lineage: Eukaryota; Viridiplantae; Streptophyta; Magnoliopsida; Rosales; Rosaceae.